AUGUCGUCUCUUCGUCGUGGUGAGGGCUCAAUAAUUGUGCCCCAUGUUCGCUCUCAAGCGAUCGAUGGAGUUGUUACUGAGUCUAGCAAGGGUAGGCUGCCUGAGAACUUGAGCCUUGGUAGUUCUGACGAUUCCAUCCUUGAAGCUAUUAUGCAGGACUCGAAGGGUCCUUUUUCUGCUGGGGUUGAUCGUCAUCAUCUAGAUAUCUCUUUUGAAGUAGCUUCGCAGUUGGAUGUGAUGUCUGCUCAAUAUCGUGCCGCUAAGAAUCUAUUCUUUGACCCAGAUUGCCUUCGCUCCAUCCAGAGAUUUAGUGAAAUCCGCGUGUGUAGUAUCCAAGAGAUGGAGGCUUUCAUUGACACCUAUGCUGAUUUCCUUCCCCGUCUCUCCGCGUUCUCAAUAGAUGUUGGUUGUACCCUGUUCAAGUUCUAUAGGACUAAGUGUACUCACUUGAGUGCUCUGUUGGAGCGUGCUCGUCAAGAAUAUUCCCUUGUUAGCACACAAAAACCUUCGUCUAUUGAUGCUGCUUCUGCUUCUAAGAUAUCUUCGUUGGAGGAUGACCUGAGGAAGACUCAGAGAUCCUUGGAAGCUUGUAUGUUGGCUCUUGAGAGAGAUAACAAUGCUGUCAAAGUUGUUGAGGAUGGACGUAAGGCCGUUGAUUAUGCCUUAGUUGUUGAGUCAUCUAAAACCAUAGAUUUCGAAGAUGCUUGUGCUUCAUUAGCCAAAUUUACUGCGGAGCGUAAUGUUUUAUCUUCCGAGGUAUGUUCUCUUAAGAUCAGACUUGUUGAGGCAGGCUCCGCAUCGUCUUCCAUGUCCCAUGCGUCCUUGGUUAAGAAGUUGGAAGAGUUAGAGAAUGUUUACCAAGUUCUAUCCUCUGAGAAUACUUCACUCCGGAUAGAUGUGGAUGACCUUCGAAAUGAACGUGAUACCCUUGUGAAAGAUCUUGAAGCAGCUGAGGUGGACCUUGCAGAGGCACAACAUAGUUUAGAGGAAUCCCUUAACCAUGCAGGAGGUCUCCAGGAACAGCUAGUGGGUGAAAAUGCCAAGAUUAACCGUCUUGAGGGUCAAAUAUCUUCGUUGGAGAUAUCCCGCCAAUUUUACGUUGCUGCUAAGUUCAAGGCUGAGGCGCUCCAGCAAGCUAAUGAUCAGCUUAGCACUCGGGUGAGUGAACUUAAUCAAAAAUUGGCCUCUGAUUUGGCAACUAAGGCCUCCCAAAUGAAGGUUCAGUUCGAGAAGUCUAUUAUUGAUUAUAUCAAUGAUUCCUUUACGGAAGCUGAACGCCGGGCUGAAGGAGUUGUAUUUCCUCGUCUUCCUUACCCGUGA
Messenger RNA from Papaver somniferum (opium poppy), 1320 nucleotides. Its product is annotated as centrosomal protein of 162 kDa-like. The coding region runs from base 1 to 1320 and encodes 439 amino acids. The record is from RefSeq and is a predicted model, not a curated record. Lineage: Eukaryota; Viridiplantae; Streptophyta; Magnoliopsida; Ranunculales; Papaveraceae. The transcript has 4 exons.